CAUUCCAUUGACGUAUCCAUAGCAACAGCUUCUAGUGUUGCUCAUCCCAAGAUGGCGGACGAGGAUAAAGCCACGGCGCUCCCACUUGCUACUGAAGCCAAGAAACGUCGUGCACCUAAAGCUCCGGAGCUUCCUAUUGUGGAGAGGAGAAACUGGCUAAUCCACCAACACUACAUCCACAAAGACUAUGAUACUUGUAAGGUGAUCAUCAAAGAACAACUGCAGGAGACUAAUGGCAUGUGUGAAUAUGCCAUAUACGUUCAAGCACUAAUCUUGCGUCUUGAGGGCAAGAUCCAAGAGUCCCUGGAGCUGUUUCAGAGCUGCACCAUCCUUAAUCCAAGCAGCACUGACAAUCUCAAACAAGUGGCCCGAUCACUAUUUCUUCUGGGAAAGCACAAAGCAGCUAUUGAAUUUUACCAUGAAGCUGCAAGACUCAACGAGAAAGACUGGGAGAUCAGUCAUAAUCUCGGUGUGUGCUAUUUCUUCAUCAAAGACUUGAAAAACGCUGAAGAGCAUCUAAACAUAGCCCUCCAUAUAAAUAAGCACGACAAGACUUUCAUGAUGCUCGGGAAGGUUCAUCUGCUGGCUGGAGAAACUGACAAGGCCAUCGAAGUGUAUAAGAGAGCAGUGGAAUACUCUCCAGAGAACACUGAACUCCUCACCACCCUUGGCCUGCUGUUUUUGCAGCUUGGCAAAUACCAAAAGGCAUUUGAGCACCUUGGUAACGCCCUGACCUUUGACCCCAACAAUUAUAAGGCCAUCCUGGCUGCAGGCAGUAUGAUGCAGACCCACGGUGACUUUGAUGUGGCCAUGAACAAGUACCGAGUGGCAGCGUGCGCCGUGCCUGAGAGCCCCCCUCUCUGGAACAACAUUGGCAUGUGCUUCUUUGGCAAAAAGAAAUACGUCGCUGCCAUCAGCUGUCUGAAGCGGGCCCACUACUUGUCUCCUUUUGACUGGAAAGUGUUGUACAACCUGGGUCUGGUACACUUGACCAUGCAGCAGUACGCCUCUGCUUUCCACUUCCUCAGUGCGGCCAUCAAUCUGAACCCACGGAUGGGGGAACUCUACAUGCUGUUGGCAGUGGCUCUCACCAACUUGGAGGACGUUGAGAAUGCCACCAGAGCGUAUGAACAAGCCGUGACUCUGGACGCAUCCAACCCCCUGGUCAAUUUGAACUUUGCAAUCUUCCUUUAUAAUCACGGCGACAAGGCGGGAGCUCUGGAUCAGUACCAGGAGAUGGAAAGGAAAGUCAACGUUCUUCGAGACAGCAGUAGCAGCUUUGAGUUUGAUCCUGAGCUAAUGGACAUGGCUCAGAAAAUGGCAGCUGCCCUGCAGGUGACAGAGAGUCUGGUUUGGACAAAACCGGGCAAGGAUUCAAAAUCUAAACCUCACUCGGCAGCAGCAGCCAAAACUCCUGGAGCUCCACUUGGUACUAACCAAGCUCUGGGUCAGGCCAUGUCUUCAGCUGCGAGCUACAAUAAGAACAUCCAGCUGCAAACAGGUGUUUCCAAAGGCCCUUCCUCGGUCCUUGAGCCAGAACCGGAUGUGGAUAAAGCCCCCAGCCCCCCCACCGACCCUCCAGGCUCCCCAGAACCUGCAGAGUCGGACAACCCCAAACCCAGAACCUCCAAGAAGAAAACCAAGGUGGAAGAAUGAACUCACUUGAACGGUUACAUUCUUACAGUACUUGACGUCCUUGUCAUUAUCACACUCGGAGGCUAGUUAAGGCUUUUUAACAGCAACCAAGCUACUGUGUUUGUUUUGUGUUUCACAUCCUCCACAACCAUCUCAAGGGAAAGGUCAGCGUUUACUUUUGUCAUUCCGUACGUCUCAGAAAUACUGAAUGUGCAUCACUUCUCACUUUUAAACCAAAAUUCUGGGCUAAUAAAACCCUUGACACAUCAGAAUCAACUCACAGUACAAGAAUCCAACAGAACAAUAAAAUGAAGUUACACGUGUUGUCUUGAGGGGCCCAGCAAUAAGAUAAAAUGAUGAUUUUUCCUUGUAUUAACAUUCCUAUACAAUCUAAUACAUGUGAAAGAAAUGCUGCGACAAUCACUGCGAGUAUCUGAGGACAGGAAGUUAGAAUAGUCAGGGGACGUGGAUUGUUUGUAUGAUAGGACUUGAGUGUAAAUAGUGAGAACAGACUUUUAUAUGUAGAUAGAUGUAUGUUUAUAGAAAACUAUGUAUUUAAUAUUAAAUGAGAGACUUUAAA
Messenger RNA from Mugil cephalus (flathead mullet), 2215 nucleotides. RefSeq names its product Bardet-Biedl syndrome 4 (gene bbs4). Bases 52 to 1656 code for a protein of 534 amino acids. Gene Ontology annotation, molecular function: protein binding. Gene Ontology annotation, cellular component: ciliary basal body. The transcript has 16 exons. Gene Ontology annotation, biological process: cilium assembly; protein localization to cilium. Lineage: Eukaryota; Metazoa; Chordata; Actinopteri; Mugiliformes; Mugilidae. The record is from RefSeq and is a predicted model, not a curated record.